This is a messenger RNA of Cyclocybe aegerita, 1569 nucleotides long. NCBI's taxonomy places the organism in Eukaryota, Fungi, Basidiomycota, Agaricomycetes, Agaricales, Hemipholiotaceae. The record is from the annotation of a GenBank genome assembly.
AUGGCAGAACGUGUUCCUCUCAUCCUUGGGUCUGUUUUCGUCACGGUGUUGGUCUAUGAGUUCUUCAAACCAAAGAAUGCCUUCGGCGAUGUACCUGGCCCGAUUUCACGCUCAUGGAUUUUUGGCAACAUGCUCGAACUCCAACUCUACUCGCCUUACGGGCAGCACGAGUUCGAGUGGCAGAAGCAGUUCGGGCCCGUGUACAGCAUCAAGGGCUGCAUCAGGGAGGAGCGCCUUAUGGUAUCUGACACCACUGCACUGUGGGCGAUCUUGGCAGACACUGGCGACUUCAGAAAAUCACCCCAGCACCAGCUCAUAAACAAGGAGGUCUUCGGCAACAGAAGCAUCCUUUAUGUACAUGGUGAAAAGCAUCGGCAUAUCUGUGCUGUGAUGAACCCGGCGUUUUCGACCGCGACUAUUAGAGCUCGCGUAUCCUCUCUCCAGGCAUGCGCACAACACUUAUCAGAGAAAUGGGAAGCACGCCUCGAAUCUCAGUCUGUCGCAGGCAUAUUCGAUAUCUUCCAGGAUAUACACGAAACGACUCUCAGCGGAGUUACCGACGCUGUCAUGGGUUAUGAUGUUGCCAAUGACAAGGAGUUUACCAAGGCGUACAAGAAUCUCGUAAUUACUGGCGCGAAGAGAUCGAAAAUAGCGAUCGUCGCACACGCGGUGCUUCUGGCUCUUCCGUCGUGGGCCAUCGACGUCCUCAAGCUCUUCCCACCUAGAGAGUUCAAAACUCUGCUUAAGCACUGCCACGCAUCUCAGAGACGUGCCGAUGUUUUCUUGAAGAGCCAGAUCGAAGCGAGGAAACUUGGAAUAGAACCAGAGAACGACCUUUUCAACGUGAUGCUCGACUCCCAUAAGGCCUCCGCAGAAGUUUCGUUGCAGGAAAUUAAGGAUCAAUUCGGCACCAUCACCGUCGCAGGAGAGGAUACGACUGCCAAUUCCAUCGUGUGGGCUCUUUACCAGCUCGCCAAGAACCCGGAAUACCAGAAGAAGAUACGUGAAGAAUUUGUUGAAGCCCAAGAGAGCAAGAGGAAGGAAGGACUCGAAUUCUACGAGAGCUUGCCCUUCCUCAAUGCCCUGGUCAAGGAAACUCUAAGGUUCUAUAGCAUGGUCCCUUACUCGGAACGUAUUGCGAUCAAGGACACCGUCAUCCCUGUCUCUCAGCCCAUUACCACCCGAAGCGGACAGCAGAUCACCCAAAUUCCAGUCAAGAAAGGACAGUACGUCCAAAUCGCGAUAAGCUCCUACCAUCGUCUACCGUCUCUCUGGGGCCCUGACGCGGAGGAAUUUAACCCCGUGCGCUGGCUCGAUGACAGGACAAAGCUUGGAGAUAAAGCCCUGGGGCCGUAUGCCAACCUGCUUACGUUCUUGGGUGGUCCCCGUACUUGCCUUGGAUGGUGUUUCGCCGUUCUCGAGAUGCAGAUCGUGCUGUGCGAGCUUGUCAGGAAGUUCAAUCUUGGACUGCCAGAGAAUUCCAUUAUUGAGCCUGCCCACGCGAUCUCUUUAGUCCCCAUCCACAAUCGCGGCAAUGUGGAGCUCCCUUUGUGUAUCUCAUGCAUUUAG